Molecule: messenger RNA, 219 nt
Organism: Sphaeroforma arctica JP610
Lineage: Eukaryota; Ichthyosporea; Ichthyophonida
Exons: 1
Cellular component (GO): intracellular anatomical structure
Molecular function (GO): RNA binding
Source: RefSeq, a predicted model, not a curated record
GGCGCACACGUGCCGGGAAGUGUUUCCGCCUGUACUCUGAGGCCAUAUUCACUGGGCUGCUGCCACCAGUGACUGUGCCUGAGAUACAACGCAUGAACCUGUCGACUGUGAUCCUGUACAUCAAGUGCUGCGGUGUGAGUGAUGUGGUGGGCUUCGAACUCCUUGACCCACCCACUACACUGGCGACCCGGGAGGCGAUGCGGGAUCUCAUUGUGUUUG